UCGAUUUUUUUCUCCCCUUCCAAUUCUAGCUUUGGCCAAUUUCAAUCGGGAUGUCUGGACGCGGCAAGCAAGGAGGCAAAGCUCGGGCUAAGGCCAAGACUCGCUCUUCCCGCGCCGGGCUGCAGUUUCCUGUGGGCCGUGUGCAUCGUCUGCUUCGCAAGGGCAACUACGCGGAGAGAGUCGGAGCCGGGGCGCCCGUCUACCUGGCCGCUGUGCUGGAGUACCUGACGGCUGAAAUCCUGGAGCUGGCGGGCAACGCGGCCCGGGACAACAAGAAGACGCGUAUCAUCCCGCGCCACUUGCAGCUGGCCAUCCGCAACGACGAGGAGCUCAACAAACUCCUGGGCAAAGUCACCAUCGCCCAGGGAGGCGUCUUGCCCAACAUCCAGGCCGUCCUGCUGCCCAAGAAGACCGAGAGCCACAAGGCCAAAGGGAAGUAAAGAGCGCGCCCUCCUGCCUACAGGCUCACUCUUAGCCGCCAAGAACGACACCCAAAGGCUCUUUUAAGAGCCACCCACCUUUUCAUAGAAAGAGCUGGGGAGAACUUAAAGGGGUGUGUGUUUUUUUUUUUUGGGGGGGGGGAAGAAUUUAAAAUCUGACCUUGAUUUCCCUGGCAAUAAUAAAAUUUUAC
Thamnophis elegans (Western terrestrial garter snake) is the source of this 631-nucleotide messenger RNA. RefSeq names its product histone H2A type 2-C-like. NCBI's taxonomy places the organism in Eukaryota, Metazoa, Chordata, Lepidosauria, Squamata, Natricidae. The record is from RefSeq and is a predicted model, not a curated record. The transcript has a single exon. The coding region runs from base 51 to 440 and encodes 129 amino acids. Gene Ontology annotation, cellular component: nucleosome. Gene Ontology annotation, molecular function: structural constituent of chromatin; protein heterodimerization activity; DNA binding.